This is a messenger RNA of Paramormyrops kingsleyae, 1831 nucleotides long. RefSeq names its product EEF1A lysine methyltransferase 2 (gene eef1akmt2). Gene Ontology annotation, cellular component: cytoplasm. The record is from RefSeq and is a predicted model, not a curated record. Gene Ontology annotation, molecular function: protein-lysine N-methyltransferase activity. Lineage: Eukaryota; Metazoa; Chordata; Actinopteri; Osteoglossiformes; Mormyridae.
UAAUUGACGUUCAGUAUGCACAUAUCAGGCGUGUCUUCUGACAGCAUGGAUUCGAAAUUCAGCUCGCAGACUUGUCACCAUGCUGCUAGAUGCGAUGAAAAAGAAAAAGAAGAUGAAUACUUGGGCGAAGACUUCUUGCCUUCAAAGCUGGGAACAAAAGAGUAUUGGGAUGAUGCCUAUCAAAGAGAAUUGCAAGCAUUCGAAGACAUAGGGGAUGUCGGGGAGAUAUGGUUUGGAGAGGAGAGCAUGGGACGUGUAGUCAGGUGGCUGGACAAAAUGAAAAUCCCAAGAAAUGCCGCUAUUCUUGAUAUUGGAACUGGAAACGGCGUCUUCCUUGUUGAACUGGCUAAGCACGGAUUUACAAAUCUCACAGGGAUAGACUAUUCAACUUCAGCUGUGAAGCUGUCACACAACAUACUGGAGAAGGAAGGCUUAUCUAACGUAAAAGUUAAGGAAAUAGACUUCCUUAGUUUCUCUGAGGAGUUGGGUAGUUUUGACGUGAGUAUAGACAAGGGCACAUUCGAUGCCAUAACUCUUAGCGUCGAUGCUAAGGAUGAUGGGAAAGAGCGCUACGUUAAAGCUCUUCUGGGAGUGCUCAGGAUGGGCGGAUUCUUUGUCAUCACUUCCUGUAACUGGACUAAAGAGCAGCUGCUGGAUAUAUUCAGCAAUGGGUUCAAGUUCCUGCAUGAGCUACCCACACCUGGCUUUCAGUUUGGUGGCAGAACUGGAAAUAGUGUCACUGUCUUGGUUCUUGAACGAAUAUGAGUUCUGAUGUCACACCAAACAGGACUGCGUGACAAGUUUUCCCCUGCUCUGUUAGAUUGUCAACAAAACAUGUUUGAGUUCAGUUUACGACUUAAGGAUUUAUUUUGGUUGAACAUCCUGAAGAGUAACUUUCAUUUUGACCCAGGUUUGUGAAAUUGAUAGGCCAUUACAUGCUGUCAGUUUUAAACUAUGUAUAGAUAUAUUGAUGUAGUCAUUAAAAAUAUCCUACCUCAUCCAUUCUCUCUUGUAUAAAUAUGCCAACUUAAGGUUGUUUUUUGAAUGGCCUAGAAUGCCCCGGAUUAUUGCUUUCUUUAACCUUAUAUUCACUAAGAAAGGUUUCCAUAUUCAAUCACUUCUGCACUUUCUCUCAUUAGCAUAAGGAUAUAAUUUUCAAUUUUGGUGUGGUUGAUAUAGUUUGAUAUAAUUCAUUUUGAUGUCUUUGGGAAUAGAACAGUAGGUGGGGUUGUUCACGAACCUGCAAUGUUUCAUUUUUUGUGGCCGUGCUUUACCUUGUCCUUUUUGUGUACUGUCAUCUGUUAAUAGAAUGAGGACUUAACUCAAACAACAUUACUUUAUUCUUAGGUAGGCCCAUUAUGUAAAAAGCUUAAAAAUCUGUACGUAAUUACUUGGGAGGUUAAUUAUUACGCUGCCAAUGAAGAAACCAGUAAUCACGUAUCUUACGAUAAAUAUUACUGUGUUAUCUGUGCUUUUUUUCUACGAAUUCAAAAAUUUUACUCUGGCUAAUGAGGCUGCAUGUUUUUAAGAUUUUCCACAAUAUUUUUGUAAAGGCUAUACGUACAUUCCCGUAUGUUUAUCAAACUUCAUAUUAGUUGUACAAAAACUAGUUAAUUAGCAAUAGAUCAAAAAUCUAUCUGGGUUAUUGUUUUAAAAAGCAGGUGCUAAAUUUAUUGUAUAUUCUUUUUUAAGUAUAUAUCAAAAAUGUUUUAAUUACUGUAGUGUGAAACAUAAAAAUGUAUGGAGGUUGCAUCACCUCUGUUUGGGCUCCAAAUCCAUGAAUACUGUACAGUGUUAGAUUACGAAGAAAAAUAAAAUAUCAGUGUUUUUC